AUGGAUCUUCUAUCAGUUCUGCCGGGCUUCGCAACAAAACCAUACGCACAUAUCCUGCCUCCCCUUGAACGAAGCAAAAUCACCACCGUCGACCUCAUCACCCUUGACACCCUCGAGAUCGCCAAACGCGCCCAUGUGCCCCCCGCAGACGUCCGGCGGCUCUCCGCGCGCAUCAUCGCGGCCCUGCACGCCGACCUCGGCAUUGAAAGUGCCCAGCCAAACAUAGACACCUCGAGCGCGGCCGAGUCGAGCUCCAGUAUCAAUCCCGAUGCCGUUGCCCUGCACCCCAGCCCCGCGACGAAACUCGCGUCGCGCUGGAACUCGAUCAGCACUUUGGACCCCGCGUUGGAUGCGCUGCUCGGGGGUGGGAUACCGGCGGGCUAUGUGACUGAAGUGACGGGCGAGAGGUAUGUGGACAAGCAUACUGAUGCAAUCUACGGACAUCUCUUUUUGUUAGCCAUCUACCUGGACUGCGACCUGACUCGAUUCAAUGGUUGCAGCGGGAGCGGCAAGACGCAAUUCCUCCUCAGCCUCCUCCUGGCCGUGCAGCUGGCCGAACCACAUGGCCUCCAACGACGUGCUAUCUACAUCUCAACCGAGCACCCGCUGGCGACCACCCGCCUGACACAGAUGCUCGAGUGCCACCCGUACCUCUCGCGACUAACGGGCGAGCAGGCGCCGUCGCUCCAGAACAUCCUGUCAAUAAACGCCAUGGACCUAGAAACACAGGACCAUAUCCUCAAUUACCAGCUGCCCGUAGCCAUCGCGCGCUACAAAAUCGGCCUGGUGGUCAUCGACUCCAUCACCUCCAACUACCGUGCUGAGCACACCUCCACCAACAUGCUGGCGCUCUCCGCGCGGUCCACCGAGCUCGCCAAACUCGGCCAGCUGCUGCGCAAUUUGGCCGCCACAGAAAACCUGGCCAUCGUGCUGGCCAACCAGGUCUCGGACCGCUUCGAUUCCUCCGACAACAGCAGCAGCAGCACCAUCGCUGACUCGCGCCCGCCGUUCCCGGCCGCACUGAGCCAAUCCACGGGCCGCGACUCCGGUGUAGCAUCUCCUAUGCCGCGGCCGCGAGCGGACGCCGAAUCGCACCAGUUGGCUGCUGCGGGCCUCGCCCCGUCCUCGUCGCCGGGUAUCCCAUCCUCGCCAUACCCUUUACCGGAAGACGACCAGUUCGACGGCUCGUACCUAGUCGGGAACCCCGCACGCACGGGCAUCCUGAGCCUGUUCUACCAGGAACGCUUCUUCACGGGCUGGGGCGAUGGCCCGUGCCCCGACUCGACAUCGCUGAAGACCCCGGCGCUGGGCUUCUUCUGGUCGACGCAGAUUGCCUGCCGCAUCGCCUUGAAAAAGGAGGAUAUUCGGCCUAUCCUGCCAGAUCUGGGCGAUGGCGCGUAUCCUGCGCCGACUCCGAAGACUGCCGAAGACUAUAUAAGCCGGAGUGUCGAAGACAAGAAGAAGCAUUUGCCGCCUGGGUCCUCGAAACCUUCCAAUCACCCAGAGUCCAGCACAACAGAUGCAGAAACAUACCCCACACCCGCUGCCCCAGAAUCCAUACAACUCCCCGUUCUUGCAGAGACAAUUGCUUCCUCACAGAAGCAUACCCCGUCUUCCACUACCCCCGAGCGCACUGUCAGACGAACCGCAAGACUCGUCUUUGCGCCCUGGGCUGCCGGCCGCAGCGAUGACCGACUGGAAUUUGAGAUCUGGAAGGGCGGCCUGCGCACUCUUCAGCCCGAGUAA
Messenger RNA from Penicillium alfredii, 1746 nucleotides. RefSeq names its product putative DNA repair protein (Rad57). NCBI's taxonomy places the organism in Eukaryota, Fungi, Ascomycota, Eurotiomycetes, Eurotiales, Aspergillaceae. The transcript has a single exon. The record is from RefSeq and is a predicted model, not a curated record. Gene Ontology annotation, biological process: DNA repair; mitotic recombination; DNA recombinase assembly. Gene Ontology annotation, molecular function: ATP-dependent DNA damage sensor activity; double-stranded DNA binding; DNA strand exchange activity. The coding region runs from base 1 to 1746 and encodes 581 amino acids.